ACGGUAGCCAAAGGCGACAGGAACACAGAAGGCAAAGGGCACAAGGAGAAGCUGGAGCUCGUGGCCAACUUCUCCUUCUUCGGCAAUGUCAUGUCCAUGGCCAGCGUGCAGCUGGCGGGCGCCAAGCGCGACGCGCUGCUGCUCAGCUUCAAGGACGCCAAGGUGACAGGGGACCAGGGGCGCGUGGCCGUGCGCCAGGGACACGUGCGCAUCGUGGCCAUCUCGCUGAACAUCAUGCAGAAGGUGCACCCCGUCAUCUGGUCCCUCAGCAACCUGCCCUUCGACUGCACGCAGGCGCUCGCCGUGCCCAAGCCCAUCGGCGGCGUGGUGAUCUUCGCCGUCAACUCGCUGCUCUACCUGAACCAGAGCGUGCCGCCCUACGGCGUGUCCCUCAACAGCCUCACGGCCGGCACCACCGUCUUCCCGCUGCGCUUCCAGGACAGCGUCAAGGUGACGCUGGACUGCGCCCAGGCCGCCUUCAUCUCCUACGACAAGAUGGUGAUUUCGCUGAAGGGCGGCGAGAUGUGA
This is a messenger RNA of Tinamus guttatus (white-throated tinamou), 528 nucleotides long. The record is from RefSeq and is a predicted model, not a curated record. NCBI's taxonomy places the organism in Eukaryota, Metazoa, Chordata, Aves, Tinamiformes, Tinamidae.